Molecule: messenger RNA, 2205 nt
Organism: Miscanthus lutarioriparius
Lineage: Eukaryota; Viridiplantae; Streptophyta; Magnoliopsida; Poales; Poaceae
Source: the annotation of a GenBank genome assembly
AUGGGCUACCACCACCUCCUCGUCUCGCCGCCGGUGGUGCAGCCGCCCCGCCCCGCCCUUCUCCCUCCACCCCGCGGCCGCCGCGGCGGCAGCGGCGCCGUGCGGGUGGCCACCGCGGUCUUUGCCUCGUCGUCCAGCGCCGCUCGCUCCCCCGUUGCGGACGACGCCACGCGGAAGAGGGCCGUGCUCCUCGUCGGCGUCUCGGUGCUCCCGCUCCUCCGCCUCCGCGAUGCCGCGGCAGCGGCGGCCAGGGCGCAGCGCUCGUCGGUUGAUCUCGUCACCGAUAGAACAGAUAUUCAAAAGGCUGACGUAACUCAGCCUGAUGAGCAAGGACAACCAGCAAGAAAUCCACUUGCAGGUUUCCUAAAUGCAAUUGCAGUUAUUACUUCUGGUGUUUUCGCUGGACUUCUUGGUACUUCUCAACAGGAAAAGAAGGCCUUGCAGUCGACCAUCUCAUCUAUGGAGACCAAAUUGGUUGAAAACGAGGCAGCAAUGUCGAUGCUUAGGGAAAACUCUGAGAAAGAAGCUAGAAAGUUUCAGGAGGAGGAAGCCUUGCUGCAAGAUCAGUUGGCUUCAUCUAGAAGAACCGUAGCAUCUUUAACCGAGGAAGUUCAAAGGGAGAAGGAGCUAGUAGAGCAGCUUAACCUUGAGAUAGAUCAACUUAAGAACAGUAUUGCAGAAGCAGAGGAAGACAAACAUUUGUCUGAAGGCAAAUUGAAGGAAAAUAUUGAAGUGCUUGAUAUUUUGCAUGGCAAGGUAAAUCUGCUUAGCCAUGAGGUAAAUGGCAAGGAGGAACACAUCAGGGAGCUAAGCUCAUCACUUUCUGCCAAGGAAAAGGACUACGAGAACCUGAAUGUGAUCUACAAUCAAGCCAAAGAGAACCUAGAGCAGGCAAAUUCCCAAAUAAAGCAACUGGAGAAAGAUGUUCAUACAGCUAAAGAUGAUCUUAAAUCAAAGGCGUCACUUAUUAACUCACUGAAUGAGAAAGUUCAAAUAUUAUACACUGAAAAGGGUGAAGUGGAAGAAAAAGUCAGUGCUUUAUUGAGUCAGUAUACAUACCUGAAAACCGCUUCUGAAGAGAGGGCCUCUCAUGAUUCUGAACUAUUAUUUCAGAAAGAUGAUAAGCUCAAUCAGCUUGAAGAAAAACUCUCUGCUGCAUUGAGUGACUCUAGCAAAGACAGAACUCGAAUAGCCGAGUUGAACAAUGAAUUGGGCACCACCAGAACAAUACUAGAUAAUGAAGUUGUUGCCAGGAAAAGUUUGUCAGACCUUGUUCAGUCCACUGAAGAGGCACUGAGAGAUUCCAGAAAUGAGGUGUUUAAACUCUCUGAAGAGCUUGAUGAAGUAAAGAGAUCAAAUCAGGACUUGAUGACUCGGAUUUCAAAAUUAACAGAUGAGGCCAGUGAAGUGAGGCAAGCUCUGGCUAACAAAAUAGAGCAGGCAGAGUCAGUUUCUGCAAGUCUUUCAGAUGAGCUGGCAUCAGUGAGGGAGGUACUUAAAAAGUCACAAGGAGAACUCGAGGUCACCUCGAAGCAGUUACUUUCGGUUUCAGAAUCACAUAGUGACCUUAAGAAAGAAUUGCUGGAUGCAUAUAAGAAGUUAGAGUCCACGCAAAACGAGCUAGUUAAAGAGCGUAAAAUCAAUGCUACUCUAAACAGGGAGCUUGAGGCUUUUGUGAAACAAUCAGUGAUAGAGUCUAAAGCAAGAAGAGGUCUUCAAGUAGACUUGGAUGAGGCCACUAGAUCACUAAGUGAGGUGACUAAGAGUACACUAUCUCUGUCUAAGCAGCUGGAAACAACUAAUUCCAAGAUUUCUGCUAUUAAAGAGGAGAAAGAGAUGCUAUCAAAGUCCCUUGACGAACAAAAGAAAAGUACAGUUGAAGCUCAGGAAAACAUGGAAGAUGCUCAGAAUACCAUAAAAAGGCUUGGGGCUGAGAGGGAGAAUUUUGAAGUAAGGUCUAAGAAACUUGAAGAAGAAUUGGCCACAGCCAAAGGUGAGAUAUUGCGUUUGAGGAGGCAGAUUAGUACAGGUGGGUCUCCAAACACCCAAGUUCUUUCGGAAACAGGUGCAACACCAAUUAACAAUCAGCCACUGAAAGAGCAACCCAAGAAUGAUCAUCGUGUUCAAAAUAUCAACAGUGCUGAUGCUGUAGCUCCUCGUUCCCCUAAACGGGUUUAUAGGGGGAAACGCAGGCCAGCGGCAUGA